This is a messenger RNA of Annulohypoxylon truncatum, 2999 nucleotides long. RefSeq names its product ankyrin. The record is from RefSeq and is a predicted model, not a curated record. The transcript is spliced from 6 exons. NCBI's taxonomy places the organism in Eukaryota, Fungi, Ascomycota, Sordariomycetes, Xylariales, Hypoxylaceae. The coding region runs from base 260 to 2668 and encodes 802 amino acids. Gene Ontology annotation, molecular function: protein binding.
CUUACUAGAUUUUUAUAGCUCGGGAAUUAAUUAAGAAUCUUUCUACUUUUCCCUUCCUUCAACAGAAUUGAUUUCGUCCGUCUUUUCUUUUCCUGACAGUCUACCAUACCACAGUCCACGUCUCUGUGCUCUAAUAAGACCUAUACACACAAACAAUAAAUUUCUAUAUUUGCGACCAAUUUAGCACCAAACCUGUAUCCACAGCGACCGUGUCGCCCCGUAAGGCUGUAUUUUACGCGCUCGUGCUCGUGCCUUAAAUAUGGAGGCUAUCGGUGUCGGGGCUAAUGUUCUCGCUUUCGUCGUUCUUGCACUGAAGGCUGCCAAGACUACUUAUGAGACGCUCUCUGCGGUCAAAGACGGACCUGAGAUCGUCAGGCAUGUUGCGGCUAAUGUCAACCAAUUAUACUGGAUAUUAGAUGGCCUACAAAGGUCUCGGGUUGCUAUCGACGACAACUCCCUGGCAGGCCAUCUACAAGAAAGUUGCAAGAAACUCAACUUGGCGGCGUCUUUCAUCGAAAAGCUUCAGAUACCUCCGGGUGAGCGCCAUGCAGGAAAGAUAUGGAAAAGGCUAAAGACUUUUUUCAGCGAGAAGGAAUUGGAGAGACUCAAUGACGAAUUAGCGUAUCUUGUUGGGAUUCUUCAUCUAAGACUUCAAGGCAUAUCAAGCAAUGCCGUACACAAUCUUCAAAAGCAUUGUAUAACGACCGAACAAACGAUCGGGGUGUUGAGGGAUGCGAUCCAGACGCAAACACGUGUACAAGAGACCAGCUUUUCGAACUUGAGAGAAGGAAUAUGCGGCGCAGUUGAUGCACGAUCGGAGACUAUCCUCACACGUUUGAGCACCGUGUCGGAGGAUAUUGCUGCACGGGCUAGAAUCUCUCAGUCUCAAGGAGAUUCGAUGCGCAGCCUACUCGAAGAGAUUAAGGGUUUGCUAGUCACUUCUCCCAAUCAGCACCAAACAGGCGCUGCCGGAGCUACUGGAGGUGAAUCGUCAAACAGCUGUCAUGUAAUGGAAGACGAUGACGGCGAAUUAAUUCAGAGUAUUGAUCGGCUAUGUGGGUUAAUACACGAUAAGGAGAGAACUAUAAACACCUACACCUACACCGACGAUGACGAUGACGAAGAGUCUAAGGGCAUCAUAGAAGAUCUGCAGACUAUUCUGCAAUCGGCCUAUCAACGAGGGGAACUCAUUGAAUCGCGGCAAACGCACGCCGAGACUAAACAGGACGGCAAAGCAUUAUUCAAGAGUAUAUCAAGACGAUUCGAGCGCGGAUUUGACCAGUACGAAAUCCAAAUUAAUCAGGGAGUCGGGAAUCAAACACGCCCGCAGUACAGAAUCACGAAUCAGAAACAUGCUUACCAAAAAAUACGUCUGGAUGUCGGUACAUUAACACUUAUGUUUAAUCAUCGAACUCGAUCCUCAGGUACAAUCGAACCCCAUCAGAAUACGGAAGAGAAGACAUAUUCCGACUACUCGAUUACUUCGACCUUCUUCCCAAACGACCCACAACGAUUUCAUAUGUGGGUUGCAUCUACCUUUCAACGUGAGACAGAUCUCGGUGCUAUUUCAUCAAUAUCACGACUUUCUGUAAAUCGAGUCCUGCCCUAUGGAUCGCGCGUAUUCAAAGUGGUAGAGGACGGUGACCUUCGCGAGCUUCAGCGGAUGCUACAAAAUGGCAAAGCUUCGCUCCGGGAUCAUGACGAAUACGGCGCAUCUCUAUUGUUUUACUCGAUGUUACAACCUCAGAUGUGCAAAUUUCUAGUAGAAAAAGGGUUGGAUGUGGAUCAUGUAAGCGGACUAUGUGAUGGUCAUAAACCAUAUACAAAGUGCGCACUGCAGAUUCAUCCAAGCGAUUUCGAGAUAAAUCCCGACAAGCUCACUAAGCGGCAAUCCUGCCGUCGAAUACUUUUAGAAGCAGGUGCCGACCCAACUCUAGCUCCCUCAACCUUUGAAUUCUCAUAUUUGUGUAAUAUCUGCGCCUUUGGAAAUUCAGAUUCGAUUCGCUUAGCAUUCAAUCCAGAGUUAACGGGUCACAUAACGUCAAUUAACACCUUUUCCAACGACUAUGGCCAAUCGCCUUUGCUAAUCCACUGCCAUGAAGAGAACUACGAUAAGGAGACUCUCCGCACAAUGCUUGACCUAGGUGCAGAUAUACACGCUCGCGACCGAGAACUAAACACAUGUUUACAUGUAUGUUUUAAUUCACAGCUCAUAGUCCUAUAUAGAGAUCUGCGACAGUUUGAGGCUAUCAAAUAUCUCAUUCAAAUGGGUGCUGAUGUAAGAGCUGUUAAUAAAUUCGGCUUUACCGUCUCUGAUUAUGCCUACCGCCGUAAUCAGAGGGUUGGCACUUUCAAUGAUGGGAAGGUCACUGGUGAUCUGUGGGAUUCUGCCUUACAAAGCUGUGGCUAUGACGUUGCGGAGUUUCGGACAGAGAAAUACUGUCGGAGAGCACAGUACACUGAAGAUUAUAAACGCGAAGACUUCGAACAGCUUUGGCAGGGUCGAGAACAUCUUUGUCCGUACUGGGACGACUUACCCUGGCCAUCGUCAGAAGUAUAUUCGACCAAGCAUAGCAACCCAAGCGAAGACUUAGAAGACUCGGAAGACCCCGAGAGCUGGGACUCUGACACUGAAGAUGGCGGAGUACCGCUAACGGACGGCUCCUAAGUACUUAGGUAGAUUACAAAGAUCCAGAGAAUUUGAAAAAUCCUUACCUAUCAGAAAUAUUCACUAUGGAUAUUGUUUUUUUGUUAAGAGUGGAUAGGUUUACGGAUGACAGAAUUGAAAGUGCCAGAGGUUUGAUUGGUUUGAGCAGGGGUGGUAGUUAGGGGUUUAGUAGAGCCGGAGUUCAGACCAUGGGAGACCGUGGGAAACCUAUUGGUAGUUAGCCUAGAGGCAGAGUAGAUAGAUGGAAGCUUUAGCUAUAUAUUUACGUAGCCUCUAGGCGAGAGAGCUUAGGGUUCCUCGCGCAAUAAUGUCGUUAUUUUGCUUCUCCUUA